ACCUCUGGCCCGGCGGCCUUUGCACCGGGAGGGCAGAAGAGGCGUAAGUGGCUGGGGCUGGGGGACUCCAUGCGGGGGCCAUGGACAGAGCGGCUCUCCUGGGACUGUCCCGCCUGUGCGCUCUGUGGGCAGCCCUGCUCGCGCUGUUCCCCUGCGGAUCCCAAGGAAACUGGAUGUGGUUGGGCAUCGCCUCCUUUGGGGUUCCGGAGAAGCUAGGCUGCGCCAACUUGCCGCUGAACAGCCGCCAGAAGGAGCUGUGCAAGAGGAAACCGUACCUGCUGCCCAGCAUCCGCGAGGGCGCCCGGCUGGGCAUCCACGAGUGCAGGAGCCAGUUCAGACACGAGCGCUGGAACUGCGCCGUGGCCGCUGCCGCGCAGCCGGGCACCAGCUCCCUCUUUGGCAACGAGCUGAGCAGCGGCACCAAGGAAACGGCAUUUAUUUAUGCAGUCAUGGCCGCAAGCCUGGUGCAUUCUGUGACCAGGUCCUGCAGCGCAGGUAACAUGACAGAGUGCUCCUGUGACACCACUUUGCAGAAUGGCGGCUCAGCGAGUGAAGGCUGGCACUGGGGGGGCUGUUCUGACGAUGUCCAGUACGGUAUGUGGUUCAGCAGGAAGUUCCUAGACUUCCCUGUCAGAAACACCACGGGGAAAGAAAGCAAAGUACUGUCAGCAAUGAACCUACAUAACAAUGAAGCUGGAAGGCAGGCUGUGGCCAAGCUGAUGUCGGUGGACUGCCGCUGCCACGGAGUUUCCGGUUCCUGUGCCGUGAAAACCUGCUGGAAAACCAUGUCUUCUUUUGAAAAGAUUGGCCAUUUGUUGAAGGAUAAAUAUGAAAACAGCAUCCAAAUCUCAGAGAAAAUAAAAAGGAAAAUACGCAGACGAGAAAAAGAUCAAAGGAAAAUACCCAUUCGCAAGGAUGAUUUGCUCUACAUUAAUAAGUCCCCCAAUUACUGUGUGGAGGACAAGAAACUGGGGAUUCCAGGGACACAGGGCAGAGAAUGCAAUCGAACGUCAGAGGGUGCCAAUGGCUGCAACCUCCUCUGCUGUGGCCGAGGUUACAACACCCACGUGGUCAGGCAUGUGGAAAGAUGCGAGUGCAAGUUUAUCUGGUGCUGCUAUGUCCGCUGCAGGAGGUGCGAGAGCAUGACUGAUGUCCACACGUGCAAGUGAUCACUCAAUCCAGCCUUGGACGCAGUGACAAACAACAGGAGUGUCACCCAGAGGGCGCCUCUCACCAUGCAGGCUGGGAAUUCGACUCCCACCUCGGAAUCCCCAGCUCCCUGAUCCUCUUUCAGAGUUUCCUUUGCCCACUCAAUAUCCGUCACACACAGAGCAUUUCUUGGUAUUUUAAAAUUGAAAAGGUUUGCGUUCAUCUUUGGUGGUUUGGGGAACAUGUGUUGACAGAUAAGGAAGAUAAUCUGUCUCCUAAACAAGAAAGAACAGGAAAGAACCUUCCUGCCAGGAGAUUGUCUUAUACUCUGGAUAAGAUCUUGACUCCAGAACUCAGUUACAGAUUCAAUAGUGCUGAGUGAAUAUUACCUAUUUUUAGAAGACACUUCUUAUAGCAGCAAGGAGCAGUAAACAUGAAUUUCAUUUAUUCUCUCAAUAUUUUAGAUGAAGAAAUCAUAUUAAGUGUGCCUAAAUACAGGAGAUGUUGAAACGUUGCCAGAUGAGUGCUUACUUACCCUUGCGUGCAUUUCAAAAGAAGGGCAAUUUAAAAAAGAAUCUCCAUAUGGGAUGCAAUUAUCUCCAAAAAAAAGUAUUUGUUAGAGAUCUUUAGUGACAAAGAAAAGAACCAAAAUGUAAAAAGUGCCUUUUAACCAGGAAAAUCUACCUAGAAAAUUAUCAGAGGGGCCUCCCUGGUGGCGCAGUGGGUUGAUCCAGCUGCAGUGUGGGUUCGAUCCCGGCCGAGAAUCCCACAUGGCGCAGCAGACCUCUCCUGUCUCGCCCGCUGCUCCCCACAGCAGUAUAUUUCGGUCCUUCUGCCUGUUCUGCUCCCUGCUCUGUCUCUGGUGAAUCCUCUCACCCUCCCGCGCCUCUAGCCUGUACCCCAGGUCUUGUAUAAAAAUAAAUAAAUCUUAAAAAGAAAAUUAUCAGAAAAAGUAUAUGGCAAUCUUUCAUUUUGGACUUCAUACUUUAAUUGUAGGCCAGUGUCCACUAUUAGAAACCCAGCUCUGGGAGCCCUCUCUGGUGGCCUAGGGUUGUUAAGCCUUAGCACGAUCACCACUAUGGCCUGAGUUCGAUCCCCAGCCAGGGAGCUAACCCAAAUGACACAAUAGACCUCUCCUGUCUAGCCUGCUGAGCCCCUCAGCAGUAUAUUUCAGUAAAAUCUGCCUGUUCUGCUCCCCACUCUGUUCUCAUGAAUCCUCUCACCACCCCCCCAUCUCUGGCCUACACCCCAGAUACAUACAUAUACAUACUUACAUACAUACAUACGUACAUACAUAAAUAAAUAAAUAAAACCCAGCUUGGAAUUCUAGGGGAGGAAGGAUCCUGAAAGUGUGUGAGAAAUUAGAGGUAAAAAUAUAAGGCACUCUCAUUCAUUGUAAAGAAAAGUGCUUGUUAAAUGUGUAAAGACAGUAUUUUGUAUGGUAUUUUGCUUUAAAAAGUGUUAUAUUUUGUAAAUACAUUAUUUAAGUUAUGUGAUAUAUAUUAAAACUUCAGACUUUUAUUGCCAAAGUCCAAGAGCUGAAGCAAUAAUAUUGUCUUAGAAAUAAGAUUAGCUUCUGUUUCUUUUCAAAUGCUGGGUUUUUGUGUACUUUGAAAAGAGAUUAAUAGAGCAGUAUGUUAUAUGGAUGUGUAUUUCUUGCCCAAAUGGCAGUUUUAUAUGUUAUAGAUUAAAGUAUGCUGUAAAAUAUUGAGAAUUGUGUUAAUUCAGCAGUCGGAUUAGUUGAAUUCUGUUUUUAAUUAGUUAUGUUUAACUUGUAAGUUUAUUGUAGUAAAUUAUACAGUAAAAGUAUAACUGGAAGAAAGGAAUCUAAAUUAGAAUAAUGAUCGAUUUGUGGAUUUGAUAUCCUGGAUAUUUAUUAUAUUGUACGUAAUGCUGCAUUUUCAUGUGAAUGUUGAAUGGUCUCUCCUGUUAUUCAUGCAUGGAUACUCAUCAUAUUUUAUAAGGUUUCUCAUGAAAAUUAUAGUGCUGUAUUUAAGUUGUAUUUUAAAUGUAAAUGCUUAUGUUUUUUAUGAAUUGUUAAAUAUUUCAGUAUUAUGUAGAAAAAAUUUUCUAAGUUCAGGAUGGACAAAGAAAGAGUAUUCUUGUUCUUAUAAUAAGCUAAAGAACUGUUUUCCUGCCCCCAGGUCUCAGUCUAUUUCCUUUAAAUUUUAUUUACCAAGGCAGACCAUUAAGUUGUGUAAAAGAACAAACCCAUAGAAAAUGUCUCAGGUCUGAUAUUAAAAUCGAGACUAAACAUUGAAUUGUGAGCCUUCAGGUUUAACGUGAUUAUUAUUUACUGAAUGAGAAGAUUCAGAAAUGACAAAUGCACAGUUGUUAUUUAAAAGUGGUUUACCAUUCUUUAGCAUCCACUGAUGAGAAUAACCCAAAACACAGACAAUUCUCAUGUCUUUUUUUGCGAAGUAAAUCUAUUUUACCUACAGUGAAAAUAAGCACUCUUUUUUAUUAAAAAAAAAAAGAAGACUGUAGUUCCAAUUGAUGGCCAACCAUAUUAACCGGAAAGUUUUUUCACUAUCACCUUAACCAGCCAUUGUAACAAUCAGCCAGUCUAUAUAAUUCCCAAAUAUCUGAUUGUUUUCAACCACCGACCCAGGCUCUCUUCUCCUGCGUGCCUGAACAGGAACUCCUGAUUUCCAAGCUGUGUCUUUGGAUUCCUCUUUUCCUUUCCCACCCAGGUACAUGAGGUAAUUAGGGCUCUUAAAGUUGCCAGUAAGUGAAAACCCAACAGAUUAGGAAAUGAACUGACUCAGAACUGUAAAAUCCCUCGUUGUGACUGGCUCAAGCUUGAUCCACAAGCUCACACUGUGUCCCCAGACUCACAUCUCUCCAUCUCCAGCCUAAAAGGGCUGGCUUGCAGGGUGCUGGCUUCUGCUUGAGGCUCCACACAGUGCUGCACCAGCCACUGCCCUCCACCCUCAGCUGGGAUCUCCCAGCAACUCCAGGUUCUCUGCUUUUCUUAGCAACGCGGCUGCCACACUUCCCUUCCAGACUUCACAUUCUCCUCCGCUUACUCCAAGGAAUGAGAGAGGUUAUUUUCCCCUGGUUGUGCAUGCAGGAGAGAAGGAAAACUUUCAUUUCUCAGAAAGCCCAGCAAAGGUCCUCUGAGUCUCAUGGACUCAGAUGUUCAGGUGCCCAGCCCUGAACCAGUCACUGUGGCCUUUGGGGAUUAGGGUUGGUAAAUACCCGGAUCAUCCGGACAAUCGAGACCCACUCUUGCUGGAAGCUGGCAACUAGGGUUUUAGAAUAAAACCACCUAGCCUGAGAAUAGGAAAGGGAUACAGGCAUAGAGGAAAACCAGGGUAUCCCGUCACCAUGAAAGGGUGCCUGGACGCUGGGCAGAGACUGACUAGUUAGAUGCCCCAGCUCUAGUGAUGUGUUUAGGAAACAGCCUUCUGGCUUCACAUGGGUCAGGCACACAGCCAGACAAAGCACUGUGGGUCACAUAUGUGGGUACAAAGUGCUUUGAUAUGUUUAAAUGUACUUUAUAUUAAAAAGUGGAAGGGAGGUACUCUGGUGCAUUAAUUUUUAACUUAGGAGUUCAAUGUUUUUUGAAAAUUUGGAACUGCCUAUUAGAGGCAAUAGCUAACGGCAAUGAUGGUUGUUUUGAAAUAAAAUCAAGAAAAACAUAUGGUAUUAUCUGUAACCUC
Messenger RNA from Talpa occidentalis (Iberian mole), 4814 nucleotides. It is a transcript of the gene WNT16, whose product is annotated as Wnt family member 16. The transcript is spliced from 4 exons. Gene Ontology annotation, molecular function: frizzled binding; cytokine activity. Lineage: Eukaryota; Metazoa; Chordata; Mammalia; Eulipotyphla; Talpidae. Bases 81 to 1169 code for a protein of 362 amino acids. The record is from RefSeq and is a predicted model, not a curated record. Gene Ontology annotation, cellular component: extracellular region. Gene Ontology annotation, biological process: canonical Wnt signaling pathway; multicellular organism development; cell fate commitment.